Molecule: messenger RNA, 1173 nt
Organism: Ochlerotatus camptorhynchus
Lineage: Eukaryota; Metazoa; Arthropoda; Insecta; Diptera; Culicidae
Product: fatty acid hydroxylase domain-containing protein 2-like
Exons: 3
Coding region: 107-1015 (302 amino acids)
Biological process (GO): sterol biosynthetic process
Cellular component (GO): endoplasmic reticulum membrane
Molecular function (GO): C-4 methylsterol oxidase activity; iron ion binding
Source: RefSeq, a predicted model, not a curated record
AUUGAUAGACGCAAUCUCGGAGACGAAACCCGAGACACUUGUUUUUGGACAAAGAAACGAUAAUUAGCUUCGAAGAAAGUGCAAUUUCUACUCCGAUCGGGGCAGCAUGUCGUUGGGUGUGGAAAUCUUCGACCUACCUGCGAGGCACUUCCGAGUGUUCUGGGGUGCAUCCGGUGAUCUGUGGCAGUCGCUGUGGGAUCGCUUGCUGGAUAUAACAGGCGACGACCCCUUGCGGCUAUGGAUCUUCGGCACUCUUGUUUAUACCAUGGCCCUCUACUGGACCAUCGGAUCCAUCUACACGCUGUUCGACGUAACCAAUCAACCGGCGUUCCUGCGGCGCUACAAGGUCCAACCGGGAACCAACGAACCCGUAGACGGCAAUAGCCUCCGACGCGUCAUCCGCCAAGUCUUAUUCAACCAAUUUUUCACCGGCCUCCCAUUGCUUUUCGGCAUGUACCACGCAAUCACCCCACAAACCCCUCAAAUGAUCCGACAACUGCCAACCUUCACCGCCGUUCUGUGGCAGUUGGCCGUGUGCAUAGUGAUCGAAGAGUUAGGCUUCUACUACAGUCACCGCCUGCUGCACCAUGGACGAAUCUACAAAUUCAUCCACAAGCAGCAUCACGAGUGGACUGCUCCGAUCGCCAUAACUGCCAUGUAUUCGCAUCCGCUUGAAAACUUGGUCAGCAAUCUUCUGCCGAUCGGAGUAGGCGUGUGGGCUUCCGGUUGCCACAUCUCCGUCGCGUGGCUGUGGUUCACGUUGGCCAUUUCCAACACGCUGCAUGUACAUUCCGGGUACCAUUUGCCAUUGUUGCCCAGUCCGGAGCAGCACGAUUACCAUCAUUUGAAGUUCAACCAAUGCUUCGGCGUGCUGGGAGUGCUGGAUUGGUUGCACGGUACGAACAGUAUGUUCAUGAGCUCGAAGCAAGCGGAGCGGGACUACAUAAUGACCAAGCUGACGCCGGUGCGCGAAGUUCAUCCCGACAAGGAUGGGUUCGGUAAAAAGAGCAAAUAAUGAAGAAUGGGGGGUUAUGUUUUUGUUUUGCAUGCUCGAACAAUCAGUACGUAAGUCAAUGCAAUUGGUAUGACAUGUGCUCUGUAUGUAUGUAGUGAUUAAUUGGUGGUAAAUAUUCGAUGGAAUAUUUUUUUAAUUAUAAAGAUGGAAAUUGGAAA